AGAGUGAGUAGAGACAGGAGAGAGAGAGAGGAGAGAGAGGAGAGCUUUACUACAUAGAGAGAGGAGAGACAGGAGAGAGAGAGAGGAGAGCUUUACUACAUUAGAGAGAGGAGAGAGAGAGAGUAGAGAGAGGAGAGCUUUACUACAUAGAGAGAGGAGAGAGAGGAGAGAGAGGAGAGUUUUACUACAUAGAGAGAGGAGAGAGAGGAGAGAGAGAGGAGAGCUUUACUACAUAGAGAGAGGAGAGAGAGGAGAGCUUUACUACAUAGAGAGAGGAGAGAGAGGAGAGUUUUACUACAUAGAGAGGAGAGAGAGGAGAGAGAGAGGAGAGCUUUACUACAUAGAGAGAGGAGAGAGAGGAGAGCUUUACUACAUAGAGAGAGGAGAGAAUAUAAAUUGACUACAUAGAGAGAGGAGAGAAUAUAACUUUACUACAUAGAGUGGUUGGAGAGUGUAGAGCUUAUGAUGAUUAGGUUGGUGGUGAUAAUGAAUGAUGAUGGUGGAGGGGGUGAUCUCUUCCUCCCCUCAGUCACAUCUCUAAGACAACCAGCUGGCUGGACCCCAGAGAUCAGAGCAGGGAGAUCCUCAGCGAGACAGACAUACCUGCUUUCACGGACCAGCCAGCAGAGCUGAAGGGUUACUCCAUCCACACCCGUCUGUCUAAAGGGCUGCAGGGGUUCGGCUUCAACAUAGUGGGAGGAAGCAGGCAGAGAGAGUUUCUCCAGGUCUACAGCAUUACACCAGGAGGACCACCCGCUCUCAACACAGCUGAUAUCCUGGUCUACAUCAAUGACAGCUGUGUCCUGGGUCUGUCUCAUAAAGAGGUGGUAGAGAUGUUGAAGUCUGUCCCCAUGGGUCACAGUGUGGACGUUGUGUUACGGAGAGGCUAUCCCAUGCUCUACAACCCAGACGGCUGUCCCAAACAACCCCUGACCUCCUCCCCCUCCUCCUCUCCUCGGGAAGCCCUCAGCGCUGCAGCCACUCCUCCCUCCACAGCCACUGCCCAGUCCCUUUCCUGUCCCAGCCCUGCUGAGCACCCCCACGCCCACCCCCCCGGCCUGGCUAACCUCAAUCGGACCCUGUCUCAUCACAACGGCAACUAUCUCGGAGUGGCGGGAAACUCGGGGUCAGGGCUGGACGCUAACGGAAACGCGGCACCACCCUCCUACCCGCUGUCUAACGGUGUCCCGGGCUCUUCUGCCAGCUCAGCCUGUUCCCCCUCCUCCUCUCACAGUAGGGGCAUCCCCCCUCCUCCCCCUCCUGAAUCAACCUCCGCGUCCACCAGCCAGAGUGACUCAGAGUCCUUGGGCGGAUGGACACAAAGAUGGUCUCUGAUGCGCUAUAAUGGUAACUCCCUCCCCACCUCCUCCUCCAUGGUCCACCAUCGGAGUGACCUCUCCACCUCCACCCUGCCCAUCUCCCUGUCCCAGCCGGAGGUGGGCACCGCCACCACUCCUGGUGCCCCCUGCCAGCGGCCUCCCGUGCCCCAGACGUCCCUCAUGGCCGGCCCGCAUACGGAGGUCCCCCCUUGCGGUUUCAACGGCUGCCCCGCAAGCGCCCACCCCCGGAUGCAGAGGGUCCUUCAAGAGCGCAUCAAGCAGGGAGAAGUAAUGCUGUUGGUUGACAGAGGAGGGUCCUUCCUCUCUCCUGUCUCCCCUAACCUCUACAAACCCUUCCCCUCUCCGCUUGGCCCCUCUUCCCUCUCUCACGGCCUCCCAUCCCCAUCCGACUUGCCUUCCACCGCCACCUCAGAUGCCUUGAUGCCCCUGCACCUCCCCCCCAGCCACAGUGGCCUCGCCCCAGCCUCACCCUCCACUGAACUCCCCUCCUUGGUCCAGAGUACCUCCUUCCUGGACUCAGUCCCGGUAACCAUCACCCUGGAGCCCAGGGACUGGCUAGGGAUGGAGGAGGGUGGUGACCCUGGGCCUCCAGCCAUGCCCCCUGGAGGUGGGGGAAAAGGGAGGUUGGGGCUGGGGGCCAUGGCCAAGGGCCCGGUGGACGGUAGAGGGGGAAGGGCCCGGGUGUCAGUCAUGGGUCAGGAGGUGGAGCUACGGAGACGGCCAGGGGAGGGGUUUGGCUUUGUCAUCGCCUCACAGGACUUCGCCAAUGGGGCCUCGCCCAUGCUGUCCCACAGGUUUGUGACUGUGCGUCGGGGCAGCCCUGCGGCCCGGUCAGGUCAGAUCCAGCCGGGUGACCAGCUAGAGGCAGUGGAGGGGCGGUCCGUUGUCACCCUGCCUCACAGAGACCUGGCACAGAUACUGAGACGGGCCGGAAACACACUCAGACUCACCAUCAUACCAAUACUUAACCCCAACUCCUCUAAUCUGUCAGAAGGCCCAGAGUUAGAGGCUGACGGCAGGACAAGGAAAAGCCACAGACGGAGGCCCAAGGUGAGGCUUCAGCAGGACCAGCGUUACUAUAGUGUAGACCUAGAGAGAGGUCCUACAGGUUUUGGCUUCAGUCUGCGGGGGGGCAGUGAGUACAACAUGGGCCUGUAUGUCCUGGGACUGAUGGAGGGAGGACCUGCCUCGCACAGCCACAAGAUACAGGUGAGUGACCAGCUGGUGGAGAUAAAUGGUGACAGUACAACAGGAAUGACCCACAGCCAGGCCGUAGAGCAGAUAAGAAGAGGAGGACAUCGUAUACACCUGGUACUGAAGAAAGGAAACGGAUAUGUCCCAGACUAUGACCAUGAUCCCAGAUCAGUCUCCUUCUCUCUCUACCCAGAGGAUGAGGGUGUGGCUGCAGUAGAUAAGACGCGCUCCCUGCCAAGGAGGAGUGAAAGGCUGGAUAGAGGAGGAGGGAAGAGGCAGAGUAAAGGAGGUAGUCUGGGGGGAAUGAGGAGCAGAGGAGGAGGUACUCCUGACACAGACCUGGAUUGGCCCGAGGAGGAGGGUCAGGUGGUCAGUCACAGAGGUGAGAGUUUAGGGGAUAAGGACAACGGGAAACGCACCCAGAGUUUACCCAAGAACAGACAGGAAGUAGAGGAGGAGGAGGAGGAGGUGAGGCCCAGCGAGUCCAAACAGAGGUCAAAACAGCAGAGGAGCAGGGAAAUGCAGAGUAAGGGGAUGAAUAACAGGAGAGAGAGGGCAGAUGAGACAGAGGAGCUUCCCAUCAGAAACACAGGUGAAGGUAAGGGGGAAGAGAGGAGGAGGGAGAGAGAGAGGGAGACGGAGGUGGAGGAUUCCAGACCUGCAGAGAGAGUUCCCUUCUCCUUCCUCAAGCCGCUGCAGGAUGGAGAGGCUGAGCUGUCUAAUGCAGAGUCAGGGGCAACAGGCACCUCCGGAGACAGCUUCUCUGACCAGGUCAGCCUGUCUGCAGCUAGCAUCUUCGGUUCCACCGCCCAAGACCCCAGAGACCAGAGAGGAGACCCCUGGAGCACCCAGUCAUGGCUCCGGGCCAACCAUGCAUCCCACACCCCAGGCCCCUGGAGCAGCACACAGCCACAGAGGGCCACCGACAACAGUCCCUGGAUUAAACCUGACCUGCAGAUGUCUCAGGUUUUGGUGGGACACAGACUGACAGGAAACAGGCUGAGAGGUCUUGACCUGUAGAUGAUGGAUAAUCCUGUUUAGAGGUUUCCUGGAGUAUUUACUCGUAAUUCCAGAAUUUGUCCAACCAGGAUUUCUAGAAAACCUGGGACUUUACCUCUUGUCUGGGACACUUCCCUGACCACUGCACCGCCCAAUGGCCUGUUAUCCCACCUCUUGACCAGGACACAUUAUCAUACCUGUGAUUCUACCUACCUAACACCAUUGCCUAUAGAGGUCCACUAUCAUAUUGGAGCUAUGUCAUAAUGAUUGGUAUUAUCUUCAACACAAAUCAUUGUCAUCACAUCUUUUUUAUAAUGAAUAUGCAAGUAACUACAACAUCAAACAUCUCCUCAUAUCAACCCUCUCUACAAACCAGACAGCAGCUACAUCAAACAUCUCCUCAUAUCAACCCUCUCUACAAACCAGACAGCAGCUACAUCAAACAACCCUCUCUACAAACCAGAAUGGAUUGUUAGCACCACCUAGAGGCUAUAGUGAUGUAUUAUAAUAUGAGGACCACUAUGUUAACAUUAUAAUAUUCCACUUUGUUUAUAUCAUAUCAUGUUUGCAUUAUAUUCGAUUGUAGAUGAUUUAUUUAAUUUUUGGGGUGUAAAAAUAUUUGACUGAGAUUUAGAUAAAUGAUGUGCCUCCUG
Oncorhynchus keta (chum salmon) is the source of this 4186-nucleotide messenger RNA. RefSeq lists its product as uncharacterized. Bases 834 to 3554 code for a protein of 906 amino acids. The record is from RefSeq and is a predicted model, not a curated record. Gene Ontology annotation, cellular component: cytoplasm. Gene Ontology annotation, biological process: signal transduction. Lineage: Eukaryota; Metazoa; Chordata; Actinopteri; Salmoniformes; Salmonidae. Gene Ontology annotation, molecular function: protein binding. The transcript has 11 exons.